AUUUAUAACUUUAAUUUUUGGAAUUUGAGAUAUAAUAUUAAUAGAUAGUUAUUUUAAUAAUUGCUAAUUAAAGUUGCGUUUUUGUGAUUGAUUAUAUAGCGGUGUCGCCGUGUGCACGUGUAGAAUGUGGAAGACAUGAAUUUCGUUUGUGUAUGUUGUUGGUUCUUACUAGAGCUUAUCGUUUGCAAAGCGACUUUAGACAUUCCGUUAUUAAUUGUCGUAUCUUUCGAUGGGUUUCGCCAUGAUUACCUGACCAAAGCUCCUACACCCAAUUUCCAUAGGUUAAUAGAAGAAGGUGUACAGGGAAAAUGGAUGAAAAAUGCAUUUAUCACGAAAACUUUCCCCAAUCAUUUCACUAUAGCAACGGGAUUGUACGAAGAAUCUCACGGUAUUGUCGGUAACGAGAUGUUCGAUCCGGUUUUUAAUGAAACUUUCCAUCUUAAUAAUUCGGACCCGAAAUGGUGGGAUAAUGGACACGUAUUGCCUGUUUGGAUAGCCAACCAGUUAGCAAGUUCUCGCCGGCACAGUGGAUCCAUGAUGUGGCCCGGAGCGCACGUGAAAAUUCGUAAUCAGUCGGCACAUUACAAUUUACAAUAUAAUUACACGAUACCUUGGAAAGAAAGAGUUGAUAUUGCACUGUCGUGGUUAAUGAAUGAAUCUAGUCCAGCAAAUUGCCUCUUUUUAUAUUUUGAAGAACCGGAUGCAACAGGUCACCAGUAUGGUCCCGACUCAAAAGAAGUAAUAAAGGAAAUUAUCAAGGCAGACAAUAUAACAGGAUAUUUAAUAAAAAAAUUAGAAGAAUAUAACUUAUUUAAAAAAACAAAUCUAAUUAUUUUAAGUGAUCAUGGCAUGUCACAGGUGACAGCAGAACAUCAAAUUAAUAUGGACAAAAUAAUAGAUUCAGCUCUUUAUAAGAAAUUUGGAAAUUCCCCAGUUUGGAACAUUCUGCCAGAAAAAGGUCAUAAUCAGUAUGUGCUAGAGAAGUUAAGGAAUGGUUCAAGAAGUCAUAAAUAUACUAUUUACCAGAAAGAAGAAAUUCCAGAAAUUUUUCACUAUCGCAACAACCGCAGGGUCAUGCCAAUAUUGGCUGUGGCUGAUCUGGGAUGGGGCUUUAUUGUGGAGAAUGAAACUGUCAGUAAAGUGGGCAACAGAGAUUAA
Centruroides sculpturatus (bark scorpion) is the source of this 1158-nucleotide messenger RNA. Its product is annotated as ectonucleotide pyrophosphatase/phosphodiesterase family member 5-like. Lineage: Eukaryota; Metazoa; Arthropoda; Arachnida; Scorpiones; Buthidae. The coding region runs from base 136 to 1158 and encodes 340 amino acids. The transcript is spliced from 4 exons. The record is from RefSeq and is a predicted model, not a curated record.